Messenger RNA from Drosophila ficusphila, 1675 nucleotides. Its product is annotated as modular serine protease. The record is from RefSeq and is a predicted model, not a curated record. The transcript is spliced from 4 exons. Gene Ontology annotation, biological process: proteolysis. Gene Ontology annotation, cellular component: plasma membrane. Gene Ontology annotation, molecular function: protein binding; serine-type endopeptidase activity. The coding region runs from base 1 to 1668 and encodes 555 amino acids. Lineage: Eukaryota; Metazoa; Arthropoda; Insecta; Diptera; Drosophilidae.
AUGAAACCUGGUAGAUCGCUACUCGAUAUCGUAUUGUUUUUGGUGUUACUGUGUAUUCUAGAUUUGACAUUUUCGCUCGAUUGUGUCACAACAAACAACCAGACUCUUCAGAAUUAUCAGAUAUGUGACGGAAUCGUCAACUGUCUGCCAAGGAAAGACUCUGAGCGUCCAGAUGAAAAGUUUGAACUAUGUUACAAUAAAGUCUGCGAUGGUGAGAAUUUCUUUCGGUGCACUUAUGGAGGAUGCCUGAAUGCAACUCGCAAGUGCGACGGAAAGAUUGAUUGUUGGGAUGGAAGCGAUGAGAACAAAUUCGAGUGCUCGGCUGAUGCAGAUCUGCAGAAAGAGUACGAGGACCUCACUGGAAAUUGCGUAGACGAGGAGCUGUUCGACUGCAAGGGGUCGUGUCUAAACUGGAGUCAGGUGUGCGAUGGGAAGGCCGAUUGCAAGAACGCAAGAGAUGAGGAUCCUACAUUAUGUAAGGCAAUUGAGUGUCCUCCACCUGCAUUCAGAUGUCUCUAUGGCGCCUGCGUCAGUCCAAAUGCCCUGUGCAACCACAUUUCCGACUGCGUCGACGGCUCCGAUGAGAUGGAGGAGAUUUGCCUGGCCAGAAACCCCCCAAAGGCUUCCGUGUCUGGAGGCCCGAAACCCUCCUGGGCGAUUCGCCACUGCAAGCUGCGUGACCCCUCAAAUUCCAUGGUGGUGGAGGACUACGUAGGUGGGUCCACCUUCCAGAGGAAUGCCACUGUUCCUGACCACACUGUGGUGCACCUGAGAUGCCUGAAUGGUCAGGACUUGAUCGGAAUAAAGAUUAACAUCUGCGACGGCGACAAGUGGCGGUAUCCGAUGGCCAGAUGUUUGUCCCAGUGUAAAUAUACCGGCAGUCUGGUGCAUUCGGGUCAGUGCACCCUAAAUGGUCGCCUGAUCGACUGUGAUGGUCCGGUGCUGCCGACGGGCACCCAAAUGGAGGUUACCUGCUCCUCCGGCUAUGAGCAGAUGGAUAAGAAUGGCAUCCAGUUCUGCCAUGGGAAUGGUAGCUGGGUGGUUUCCAAAAAGCUACCAACCUGCGAGCCCAUUUGCGGGGUGUGGCAGAUGAAAAACUCCUCAUCCUUGUCGACUCCUCCAUGGUUGAUGACCAUCUUCCAACGCGGUCACAAACCGGAGUUUCGUGCCGUCUGCGAGGCGACCAUCGUGUCGCCCUAUAUCCUUGUGACCACGGCACACUGUUUCCGCAAUGCAACUAUAAGGAAUGUGGCCUCCACGGAACCGGUGCUCUACACAGUGGCCGAAGGUGAGCUGAAUAUCAACUCCUUUCUGCAACACGAACCCCAUCCGUACAAGUUGCACAACAUUUCCUACAUCCACAAUGUGAGUGUAUCGGAUGGAGUGUCGCAGGGUUAUUUGGCCGUGGUGCACUUGGUGCAACCCUUGGAAUUCGACGUCAGGUUGAGACCCGCCUGCCUCACAAAGGAAGUGACCAAGGACUGGGUUAUCUCUGGAAACUAUAUUGGCCUCAGCUGGGGAGGUCCCACCAUCGAUGAUAAGAGGCAGUCGGGACGGUACGAGCUAAAAGAAAUAAUUAGCGACGGCUUUGUGAAAUACCACAUCGGCCCAUUUGUGAAGGCCAUUCAAAAUGAUAUUGCCGAAACACAGGCGAAGGGGAACAUUUAAUUCACUU